Molecule: messenger RNA, 2825 nt
Organism: Physeter macrocephalus (sperm whale)
Lineage: Eukaryota; Metazoa; Chordata; Mammalia; Artiodactyla; Physeteridae
Gene: SLAIN1
Product: SLAIN motif family member 1
Exons: 8
Coding region: 1-1911 (636 amino acids)
Biological process (GO): positive regulation of microtubule polymerization; microtubule nucleation; cytoplasmic microtubule organization
Cellular component (GO): microtubule plus-end
Source: RefSeq, a predicted model, not a curated record
AUGAUGGCGGAGCAGGUGAAAUGCGCCUCGGCGGGGGGCGGCUCCGGAGCGGGCUCCGGGCCGGUGGUGAACGCGGAGCUGGAGGUGAAGAAGCUGCAGGAGCUGGUGCGCAAGCUGGAGAAGCAGAACGAGCAGCUGCGGAGCCGGGCGGCCAGCGCGGCUGCCGCACCGCACCUGCUGCUGCUGCCGCCGCCGCCCCCCGCCGCGCCGCCCCCCGCCGGGGCCUGCAGUCCGUUGGCUCCGCGAAGCCCCCCGGCCGCCGCUGCCGCCGCCUCGGGGGGACUGGGGCUGGGGUUGGCGUUGGGCGCUGGGGGCGGAGGCGGGGGCGGUAGCGGCGGCUCUAGCCCCGCGUUCCCGGGGACCUACUGCCUGCCCGGCCCGGCGCCCUCCCUGCUCUGCAGCCUGGCGCAGCCCCCCGAGGCGCCCUUCGUCUACUUCAAGCCGGCGGCGGGCUUCUUCGGCGCAGGCGGCUGCGGCCCGGAACCGGGGGGCGCGGGGACACCUCCCGGGGCCGCCGCCGCGCCGCCCUCGCCGCCCCCCACGCUGCUGGACGAGGUGGAGCCUCUGGACCUGGAGAGCGUGGCCGCCUGGCGGGACGAGGACGACUGCACCUGGUUAUACGUUGGCUCUUCAAAGACAUUCCCGUCAUCAGAGAAAUCCCUGAGCCCUUUGCAGUGGUGUAGACAUGUCCUAGAUAAUCCGACUCCGGAGAUGGAAGCAGCAAGGCGUUCCCUGUGCUUUAGACUGGAGCAAGCUAGCCGAUGGCGGAGUCUCUUCCCUUCAAAUGUCUCACUGGCUUUUCCUUAUAGCCCUGUGGCAAGACUCAGCCCUUAUAGCAAUGGCAUUAAUACUCCCAGCUUCUCUAAAACCUCAAAUAAAGCAAUACUAACACCUGAAAGAACAGGUUAUACAUCCAGGGGCUCCCCUCUCAGUCCCCAGUCAUCCAUAGACAGUGAGCUGAGUACUUCAGAACUGGAGGAUGAUUCUAUCUCCAUGGGAUAUAAGUUACAGGACCUCACUGAUGUUCAGAUCAUGGCUCGUCUGCAAGAAGAAAGUCUCAGGCAAGAUUAUGCUUCUACUUCAGCAUCUGUGUCGAGACCUAGUUCCAGUGUGUCCCUGAAUUCAGGAAAAAAAGGGACAUGCAGUGAUCAAGAAUACGAUCGAUUCAGUCUGGAGGACGAGGAGGAAUUUGAUCACCUGCCACCACCUCAGCCUCGUCUUCCGAGAUGCUCACCUUUCCAAAGAGGAAUUCCCCAUUCACAGACUUUCUCCAGCAUUCGGGAGUGUAGGAGGAGCCCCGGGUCCCAGUAUUUUCCUUCGAAUAAUUACCAGCAGCAACAGUAUUAUUCACCUCAAGCCCAAACUCCAGAUCAGCAACCAAACAGGACCAGUGGAGAUAAGCUCCGAAGAAGUAUGCCUAAUCUAGCUCGGAUGCCAAGUACAACCGCUGUUAGUAGCAAUGGCAGUUCUCCAGUCACCGUGCGGAAUAGUCAGAGUUUUGACUCAAGCUUGCAUGGAGCUGCAAAUGGAAUUUCAAGAAUACAGUCUUGUAUUCCGUCACCAGGGCAGCUUCAACACAGAAUCCACAGCGUGGGACAUUUCCCAGUGUCUGUCCGGCAGCCUCUUAAAGCCACAGCCUACGUGAGUCCAACCGUUCAAGGCAGCAGUAACAUGCCUUUAUCCAACGGCUUACAGUUAUACUCCAACACGGGGAUCCCUGCCCCCAACAAAGCUGCAGCUUCUGGGAUAAUGGGCCGCAGCGCACUCCCAAGACCUUCAUUGGCAAUAAAUGGGAGUAACCUGCCUCGAAGCAAAAUUGCACAGCCUGUCAGAAGUUUCCUUCAGCCUCCAAAGCCUCUGUCUUCACUCAGCACUCUGAGGGAUGGAAACUGGAGAGAUGGUUGCUACUGAUGCAGUUCUAUGUACGUUUGAACAGCUGGAAAGAAGUGGAAAAUGAGGGUCGUGUUACCUAGCUGGCUGGGUAACAGCGGAUGUCGGGAUAUUCUUUCCCUUCUGCGUUUUAACAUAUUCGCUGCAUUGUUUUUCAAUGGACCAAUCACCAGAGACUAAUUAUUGCACUUAAAUAUUUGCCUGAGAUACUGCAGCGUUCACAAAUCCGUGGUUGCAGUAUUGUGACACUUAGAGCUAGGAAGUUUUUGUAGAACUGAUAUGUACCUGAAUCCUUUUUGAGAGAAUUGAGAUGUAUCCAUAAUGCUUUCUUUGCCAUCUGAGUUUCUUAAAGUAACUUGUUCAAUUUACUUACUUACAUGUUCUAAACAUCUUCCCAUUACAUGUUCUGUAUUUUAAUACACUGCAUCUUUACAGCCAGGUUCUAUAAUGUAUGCUUUGAAAUUUACUUUUUUAUAGUUUACAGGAAUUUUAUUUUUUGUGCCUAUUUCUUUUUACACCUACGUGAACCACUGUGGAACAACUUAAAUUUUGUGCCAUAAAAAUAUUUUUGUGGUAAGGUACUAUUUUUUUAGCUCUAGGGAUAUAUCGGCAAAAAUCCAUCAUGACAAUUUGAGAGACAUAAUUUUAUGUUGAAUGAGCACAAUGUAAUCUGAAGCAUUGAGCACUGAGACAGCCAGACAACAGAGUGAAAUGGUCUUGUCAUUUUCAUUGUUAAUUUAUUGUCAUACGUGGGUUUCAUAUUUAUAAUGGCAUCACAAGCUCAUUGCACUUAAUACCUGCAAUGUUUGCUACUGUACUACAAUUGAUUUUCAAUACUUUUACAGAAGAUGAAACUGUAACAUUUUAUUAAUAAUGCUUCUGGAAAUGAACGCAUUUUAAAGCAAAUAAAUCUUUUUGAUAGACCUUUUACAAAA